Messenger RNA from Populus euphratica (Euphrates poplar), 1818 nucleotides. RefSeq names its product protein TIFY 6B. The coding region runs from base 413 to 1513 and encodes 366 amino acids. Lineage: Eukaryota; Viridiplantae; Streptophyta; Magnoliopsida; Malpighiales; Salicaceae. The record is from RefSeq and is a predicted model, not a curated record. Gene Ontology annotation, biological process: regulation of defense response; regulation of jasmonic acid mediated signaling pathway; response to wounding. Gene Ontology annotation, cellular component: nucleus. The transcript has 8 exons.
CAUUAAAGACCAGUCUGUGUCCCCCCCUCUCUCUCUUUCUCUUCUUUCUCCCUUCCUUGCUUUCUCUACUUAAAGAAGCAAGCAUCAUUUUUCUUUCUUAGUUUUUUUUUUCCUUGCAGUUAAGAGAAAUAAUUAUUUGUUUUGGAUUGGAGGAAAGCUCUAUAAGUUGGCGAUGGAGAGAGAUUUUCUGGGUCUGGGUUCGAAAAACAAUCCUGUUACUAUCAAAGAAGAGGCCACCGAUACUCCUCUUAAGGAUUCUGGUGCAACCAACUUCUGUACUAAAAUAAUUACAAAUGUAACAUGGGGCACGAGCCCAUGCCCUUGAGAAAUUUGGAGGCUUUAUUGUUUAUUACUACGAAUCCAAGCUUCUAAGAUCAUCAGUUGUUCUUUUCAGUCUUUUUUGGAAGUGCCCAUGAGAGGUUCAGGGAUGCAGUGGUCUUUUUCAAACAAGGUUUCUGCCAUUCCUCAAUUCUUGUCGUUCAAGUCUUCCAUGGAAGAUAAACCAAGAAAGGCUGUUCAUGAUCCCAUGGCAUCAUCAUCCUCUGGCUAUAUGUCAAUUUCAACUGCUGAUGCUUUUGAUUCUAACCAGAAAUCAUACUCUGCCUUGAUUCAGAAAAAUAUGGUUCUUGAUAAACAAGCUGGAAACCACUAUGCUAUGACAACCUAUGGUAAACAGCAUUUCGAUGCCUAUUUUGUUAAUCGCCCACAGGAUAUGAGGAUGUUCCCAAUCUCCAGCCAACAAAAUCAAACAAUCAACGAUUCUAAGAGCUCCCCCAUUCUGCAGUCCUUUUUUCCUCCCACUGGACACAACAUGAUUACUACUAAUUCAUUAGUCUCAAAACCUGUUGGGGGAGUUCCAGUCAUAACCCCUGCUUCUGCUCUUCCUACCCCGAGUUCCAUCAUUGGCACCACUGAUCUUAGGGAUGGUGCUAAAUCCUCUGGAGCACCUGCUCAGUUGACCAUAUUCUACGCUGGUUCAGUGAGUGUUUAUGAUGAUGUUUCUCCUGAGAAGGCACAGGCCAUUAUGCUUUUGGCUGGAAAUGGUGGCCCUUCUGGGAUUCAGAAUAAGCCAAUCUCCACGCCCCAAGCACAGGCACAAGCACCAAUUCCUGGACCACCUGUAGGUGAUAUAUUUAAUGGGAACAAAAUCAACACUACAGCUCCAUGCUCCGGCAUGCCAAGCCCUAUUUCUGUGACCUCUAGUAGCACCAAUGAUUUAGCAAUAGUUAAGCCAGUAGUAACUUUAGCACCUUCUGUUAAACAAUUAGAGCCCUCCAAGCCAGUUAGUUCAGUAGGACCUACUUCUGCCACUCUAGUUCCAGCAGCAGUGGCUGUACCUCAGGCUCGUAAAGCAUCGUUGGCUCGGUUUUUGGAGAAGCGCAAGGAAAGGGUGAUGCAAACAUCGCCUUAUAAUGGAAGCAAGAAGUCUCCCGAGGGUGGUGCCCAUAGAUUUGAUGGUACCAGUUUAUCUAUGAGCACCUCUAGCUCUUCCCCCCUCCCAGCCAGCAAUUAGCAGUAAAAGGAGGGGAGUCCAGCUGAAGGGAUCGAAACAGAUUCUACAGUUUUUCAUAUAAAAAAGAGUGAUCUUCUUCAACGUCUAUUUUUUGUUAUAAACUGUAAGCUCGAUUCUUUUAAGGUGAUAGAUUUCAUUACUUUAGAUAUAUGGUUCUUUUUAUUAUUAGCAAUUUGGUAAAUUUUGUUUAUGACCGGAAUCUCUCAAUCCGACAACACUCUAGACUACAUGUAACUUGUAUUAGCUUCCACUAUGCUGUAAAAGUUAUCUUUCUCAUUGUGGAAGAUAUUUCUAUUUCCUUCUUC